CAGAUAUGGGGGAAAAAAAUCUGGACGUGAUGUUUGAAGAAAACACCACCACAGCUAUCAAGGAGUUCAUAUUUGUAGGAUUAACAAGCAGUCCUAAAAUGCAGAUCAUCCUCUUUUUAAUAUUCUUUCUCAUUUAUGUAACUACUUUGAUAGAAAAUCUAGGAAUGGUUGCUUUAAUAGGGACCAGUGCCUGUCUCCAUACCCCUAUGUAUUUCUUUCUCAGCAGCUUAUCCAUUCUGGAUGCAUGUUUCUCUUCUGUGUUUGCUCCAAAGAUGUUAGCAAACUUUUUAGCAGAUAAAAACUCAAUUUCCUAUACUGGAUGUGCAAUACAGAUGUACUUUUUUAUAGGUCUAGGGAGUGCAGAGUGCUUUCUCCUUGCUGCAAUGGCUUAUGACCGGUAUGUAGCUAUCUGCAAACCCUUGUUGUAUCCUGUCCUCAUGUCUCCCAAGGCCUGUAUUCUUCUGGUGGUAGGUUCCUAUGUUCUGGGUCUUUUACAUUCUUUUAUACAUACUAUUUUUACUUUCCAACUUUCAUUUUGUGGUUCAGUUAUCAAUCAUUUUUUCUGUGACAUCACUGCGCUUUUAUCACUUUCCUGUUCUGAUACUUACAUCAAUGAACUUCUGAUCUUUUAUGUGGCUGGGCUUGUGGAAGUAAUCACCAUCCUGAGUGUAGCAGUUUCUUAUAUAUACAUUCUCACCAACAUUGUAAUAGGGAUUCACUCUGCCGCAGGCAGGCUGAAAGCUUUCUCCACCUGCACUUCACACCUCAUCGUGGUUACCAUCUUCCACGGGGCAAUCCUUAUUUUACACUUCCAACCAAAAUCUAGCAACAAAUCACCCCAUCAAGAUAUGAGUGACAAAAUUCUUGCUGUUUUCUACACAAUUGUUAUCCCCUUACUGAACCCUUUGAUUUAUAGCCUGAGAAACAAAGAGGUCAAGGAUGCCUUAAGAAGUUCUUGGAGAAGAGCCUGGGUCAAAAUAAUUAGCUAUUUUUUUGUUUAAAGAAAGCAACAGUUUUCCUAAUUUAGAGAGGCCAUGGUAUUGUAAUUAAU
Pantherophis guttatus is the source of this 1051-nucleotide messenger RNA. Lineage: Eukaryota; Metazoa; Chordata; Lepidosauria; Squamata; Colubridae. The record is from RefSeq and is a predicted model, not a curated record.